AUGAGUGCUAUAUUGUUGGCUUUUAGUUUCAUUUAUUUAUCAAUCAAUUUUAUUCAAGCCGCACAAAUCCACUUGCGACGCGGUAUUGAUGAUAGCCCUGUAUGGCAAACUAUUUAUGACUGCCUGUCUAGGCACUUUGACGGUAAAGCAAUUGUGGACAGGAUUUUGAUCAAUCGUGACAAAGAGUACACCGUGUGGGCGGACGUUGGCAAUAAUGUUGAACAUACAUUUGACGAAAGUAUUGCAGAUGCAAUAACAAAGUGUGUCAGUCUACAACACCCAAACAUUACUGUCAACUUGAGGUCCCACAAUCAGUUUGCUGUGAGAGGUUCAAGGUAUACUGAACACGUCGUAGAUGAUUUCUAUGAUUUCUUCGGGCAUGGGUAUCCUGCGGACUACACUCCUGGUAAUUCCAGUGAUGAGGAUGAUGAUGAAGUACUUCAUGAUGACUAUGUCGGCUUGGAGAGAAGAGGGAUCUUCCUGAUUUAA
Schizosaccharomyces cryophilus OY26 is the source of this 489-nucleotide messenger RNA. RefSeq lists its product as uncharacterized. Lineage: Eukaryota; Fungi; Ascomycota; Schizosaccharomycetes; Schizosaccharomycetales; Schizosaccharomycetaceae. The transcript has a single exon. The record is from RefSeq and is a predicted model, not a curated record. The coding region runs from base 1 to 489 and encodes 162 amino acids.